Molecule: messenger RNA, 1317 nt
Organism: [Candida] anglica
Lineage: Eukaryota; Fungi; Ascomycota; Pichiomycetes; Serinales; Debaryomycetaceae
Source: the annotation of a GenBank genome assembly
AUGACAGUUGAAGGAAAUACACAGUUUUAUGAAAGUUUAACUGGAAAUAAUAGAUUUCUCAUUACAAAAGAUACCAUAGAUAAAGUUGACAAGAAAUAUAAUGUUAGGCCAUUUAUUGAAGCUAAACCAUCUGAGACCAAAGUCAAUAAAAUCGAACUUGAAUUUAUUGACUUGUCCUUAUUUGGCUACGGAGAUGACCAUUUAGAGCAAAGAAAAAACAUGGCUGCAAUUCUUGAAAAAUCCCUCACUACCUACGGCUUUUUGGGGCUUAAAAAUCAUGGUAUUGCUCUUGACGAAUUGGAUCAUUUACGGUCACUUGCACAAUCUGUAUGUGAACUUCCUGAAGAUAUUCAGCAGCAACAUCUUGCCGGUGCCAUGAAGUCGGACUUAGAGGAUCGUUCUAAAUCUUUAGGUGGAGAAAGAGGUGCUGGAUUUAAACCAAAAAAAUACUGGUCUAUGAAAAAUGGAGUGGAAGAUUCGAUAGUAUUGUACAACUUCCGCAACAUGCAGCAACCUCGUUUUUUCGAUACAGACUUCAACAAGUACCCUGAACUUCUUUUGCCUCAUUUGCCAGAAGUUGCAAAAUAUUUUAGGGCACUCCAUAAUGAAGUGUUAAGGAAAUUAUUAACAUUAUGUGACAUAAUUCUUGAGUUACCAGAAGGGUAUCUUUGGGAAAAUUAUUUUAAGGUGAUUGAAAAUGACUAUGUAAAUUCAGGUAAUGGGUUUGGAAGAUUUAUGCUCUAUGAUCCAAUGAAUGAAGAAGAUAGUGAAAAAGUUGAUAAUAAUUGGUUAAGAGGACAUUCGGAUGGUACUGGAUUUACAUUCAUUACUUCUCAGCCAAUUUUAUCGUUACAGAUUAGAGAUUACUUCACUGGUGAGUGGAAAUUUGUUGGCCAUCAACCUGGUGGAUUGAUUGUAAAUAUUGGCGAUGCAAUGGAGUUCAUUACUGGUGGUUAUUUCAAGUCUUCAAUUCAUAGAGUUGUUUCCCCUCCAGAUGAUCAAAAGGGAUUCCGAAGAUUAGUGAUCAUUUAUUUUUGUAACCCCAAAUACCCCGCUAUAUUAGAUCCUGAAUCUUUGAACUCUCCCAAAUUGAACAGGUUGAGAAUCAAUAAACCUGAAGAAUGGCAAAAGAUAAGCUUUAAAGAAUGGGAUGAAGAAAAGGGUAGACUUUUCGGGAAGAAAGCAGUGAACGACUCGAAAGGUGAUGAGCCUAAUUUAGUGCUUUUGUAUGGAAGACUUCACGAAAGAUGGCACCAAGUAGAAAAAAACUUUAAUUUAGAAGAAGCAAAGAAACGAUUUAAAGUAAUUGAAAUCUAA